AUGACAAAGUUUGAUAUAUUAAUCAUUUUCACAGGUAUAUUGUGCUUAAAUGUAAUGUCCGCAUCUGCUGAUAGUGUGGUAAACUCCAAUUCAUAUUUAAAACAUGAAUACAAGGAAUUGGAUAGUUUAGCCCAAAUUAAUUCGGAAUUUGCAGAUAUGAUUUCAAUCAAAUUGGAUGCUUCGGACUUAUUGAAGAAUAAGUUGAGCGCCUUCAUAGAUUCCAUUAGAAAGUCAGGCAUUAAAUCCGAUUUUGUCAAUGAAUUGGAAACCAAAUUCACUCAUAAAUUCAAAUACAAUUAUUUGGACAUUUCCCAUGAAUUAACUGAUAAAUUUCAAAACUUGAAGCAUAAAUUGGAUGAGUCUAUGAAUUCUAUUAAAUCAUUAGCCGAGAAAUUUGAUAAAGAUAAAACUGAUGAAGAAUACAAAAAAAUUGAAUCAGAAAUUACUGAACAAAGGUUAAAUCAACAAAAUUUGAUGAAUAAAUUUGCCGAACUCGAACAUGAUGAUCUAUUCAUCGUUUAUGAUUCUAUUGCCAUGAAUAUAGAAAAAUCCACCAAAGAAUUCGAAGAAUAUAAGAAAACUAUCAAUGUAGUUGACAAUGAUAGCGAUUUAACCCUCUUAUAUAAUGAUUUGGUUAAUAAAAUCAAGACCAACGGAUCAUACAUCUUCACUUGGGGAAGGAGAGUCGACUUCUACUAUAAUACCAUUUCUAAUAUCAAGAACAUUUCUAUUAAUAUCACCAAAAUGAUCAAUGAUAAUAAUUUAAACAAUGAACCCCAAAACGAGCGACUGAUAACUGAAGCCAAUGAAUCUAAAGAAUAUAUUGUUUAUGUAUAUAACGUCUUAUCCACAAAGUUGGCAGAAAUGUUUAAAAAUUUUAGUCGGGCUCAAAUUUUGAAUGAUUAUGCAUUAUUGAAUAUUGGAGAUUCACCAAUUAUUGACAAGAACCACUAUUUGGAUAUGAAAAGUGAAUUUAAUAACUCCGUCACUCUGUUUAAUGAUACCUUAUUAGAUUUUGAACAUUCCGAUGUUGCAAGCUACAUACAUGUAAUCAUGGAAAAAUUUUCCAAUAUCCUCAUAAUCCGCAACAAAUUUGAUGAUAUUAUUAAGGAAAUUCUUAAAAAUGAACCAUACGAAGACACAGAUCUUGAUGAUAAGAUUGAUAUCAAUAAAUCUUAUACUAAAGUGGCACACCAAAAUGGCUGGAAAACGGGCUUUAUGAUCGUUGGAAUAGUUAUUGGCGUUGCCGUGUUUGUAUUUGGUGUAGCAUACGCCUUGUUUUACUUCAAGAGAAGAGAAUUGGUUGAAAGUACAAAUCUUAUCGUUUAA
This is a messenger RNA of Babesia microti strain RI, 1329 nucleotides long. RefSeq lists its product as hypothetical. NCBI's taxonomy places the organism in Eukaryota, Apicomplexa, Aconoidasida, Piroplasmida, Babesiidae. The record is from RefSeq and is a predicted model, not a curated record. The transcript has a single exon. Bases 1 to 1329 code for a protein of 442 amino acids.